Messenger RNA from Ornithodoros turicata, 1885 nucleotides. RefSeq lists its product as uncharacterized. The coding region runs from base 1 to 1860 and encodes 619 amino acids. The record is from RefSeq and is a predicted model, not a curated record. The transcript has 5 exons. NCBI's taxonomy places the organism in Eukaryota, Metazoa, Arthropoda, Arachnida, Ixodida, Argasidae.
AUGAACGGGCUGCUUGUGGACAAUGGAGGAGGAAGGUCAACAAUUGCUCACGAACUAAAAGUCCGGCUAAUACGAUGUACUUCUCCCAAAGGCAAAAAGUUGAAUGACGCGUGCUCGGUAAGCUCCGAGUGUCAGUCGACCAACGAGUUUCUGCAAUGCGACCAGGGCUUUUGCCGUUGCUUGCCUCCUUACGUCCUCAGCCUUAAAGACGUCUGCACAGCAAAAAACGGCAUUGCCAGGCAGCUGAUGAUAUACUCGUCAUGUUUCAUGAUCCUUUCCUUCAUUGUUGGUGGCCUUAUCUUGUGGCACGUUGGAGUGGGCAGCGGUGAAGGUGCCACAUCCUCGUCGUCAAGGUCGUGCCUCCUGCGAUCCCGCAAAGACAGCGAAGGCCGAUCUCACCAAAGGAUUCGCUUCCGAAUGUCCGCGUCUCCGCGAAACACGUCCCCGCAGCACACGCGCCUAUGGAGGCUCGAAGACAGACAGAAGACCACGUUACAGACGAACAGCGUUGCGUCCGAUCACCUGGUCACGGCCUGCAAAUCGGAGGUGCCUCCGUACAUGUACGAACGCAACUUCGUUUCCUGCUACCAGUUCAGCCGGUAUCCACCAGAUGCACAAGGCGAAGAGCCUUCGGGCCAGCGCCUCAACGCGAGCUCCGAAGACAGCGUUGUCCUAGGAAACCGAGGGUUCAUGACGGCGGAUAGCUGCUGCAGACUUCUACGCGAGGAACUGUUGCACGAGCGGCGGUCUUCCCGAUUCGCCACCUGGGUUCAUACGGGGGCCCAGUCAAAAAGACGCGACGUACUUGGGAGAGACAAUGCUGUGGACCCGGGCACCCGUGCUUUCUCCGAGUGGGAUAAUGAGUACCCUGAAGCUUCUGGACCAACAGACAUAGGUUGUCAGUCUUCUUCCUCCCGUUCUUCCCCCGAGACGCAGAAGAAUCACCGCGUGAAUAAGCUUGGGUGGCCAUCAGAUUCCGUCCGCACAAAACGUAGCGCUUUUACGAAAGGGAACAGCGCUCAGCCCUCUGUCGAAACUGCACUACGCUACGCCACGGGCCACACGCGUGCUACGGCAGUGACGUCUACGGGUGAUGUUACCGUAAGCAAGCACUCGACAGCAUCCGAAUGCCCAAACUUACAGGGUUGCCAGCAGUUAGUCGCCCACGGUGCCAGCCCGGAGGCUUCGGUCGAAGAUGAGACCGCAGCUGAAGUCGGGGAGACGGCUUUCGCUGAUAGCGCAACGUCGACCGUGAUGGUCAAAGUGAAGUCGUCCAAGCCACAGGGGGACACAUGCGAAGGUUCACCAAUGGCAACGCGUCUGCGGCAACACUCUGACAGACAUGCCGAAGUGACAGGAAAAGUACAGGAACUUUCGACUGACGGGGAGAUGACACACAUGAACGAGUCCCUUGCUGCUCUGUGCGUCAUCGGCUCCAAGGUCCCCUGCACUACGACCGAGGACUCCGCGGCGCAGCCCACGGUUGACACUGCUCUGGCGUUAGCCACCCGUGAACGACCGCGUGGGCUCUUGUCCAUGCCAAAUGCCAGGAUAGCCAGCGAUCGCUACUCCGAGGUGCGGAGUCGGGUCAUGGAGACACUACAGCUGGACCUGACGGACGCAUUUAUGUAUAGUACACCCGUGGUAGAUCGACUUCGUAGUGUGGACAGUCGACGUGACUACCUAAGCACAAAGUCAAUGCGGCUACGCAGCGACGAGCAAUGGCCAGACUUCCCCACGCUCUUAGGAUACCUGUCCAGUGCAUCGCGCUGUGUCCGCUUGUCUUACAUGUCACAGAAGACAGUUCAAAAUGAAGAUGAAAACAAAGCGGAGGAAACGUCCAAAUUUGGCGAGCCUUAGGUCAUGCUUUGUCUCGCUGUCAAUC